Drosophila elegans is the source of this 1529-nucleotide messenger RNA. Its product is annotated as secernin-3. The record is from RefSeq and is a predicted model, not a curated record. Gene Ontology annotation, molecular function: dipeptidase activity; cysteine-type exopeptidase activity. The coding region runs from base 114 to 1178 and encodes 354 amino acids. The transcript has 2 exons. Lineage: Eukaryota; Metazoa; Arthropoda; Insecta; Diptera; Drosophilidae. Gene Ontology annotation, biological process: proteolysis.
UGGUGUUGAACAACGCUCGUGCCCAAACAGCUGUGGGAAAAAUCAAUUUUGCUACUCCCUCGCGUUACUUUAAAUAAAGUCUUACUUACUAACGCUAGAAAACCUAAUAAAAAAUGACAUCCAACGGUGACUGCUUUGUUGUUUUGCCUGAGAACUGUGCCGAAGGAACUCUCAUCAUUGGUCGCAAUGCAGAAGACGAAGAAAACGUAAACGUUGCUUCGGAGAUUUGCUUCUAUGAUGUCAGCGAAGUGCUGGAGGGGAAGACUGACGGCGGAGCGCCUGCCGAGUCAAGCGGCGAUGCAGUGCGUGUCAUAUUGCAGAAACCGCAGCCGGGCCUUUGGGGCGGAGACUUUGGGGCCAACGAACGCGGCGUGGCCGUGGGUCUCACCUGGGCGGCAGGUGAAAAAAAGGCCAAGGACAGCGAUAGUCUUCUGGGAACAGAUAUUGUGCGUUUGACUUUGGCUCUGGCCAAAGAUGUGGACGAUGCUGUAGACCGCAUUGGAGGACUGGUGGCCAGCCACGGCCACGACAACUCCAAACUGAACUUCAUCGCUUGUGAUGCCGCAGCUGCCUGGUUCGUAAGUUGCUCGGGCAAGGUCUGGGCCGCCGAAAAGUUGGAGGCCAGCUUUAUGCGACUGCCCUCGGGCGGACUGGCGGUGACCACCGUGGUCAACAAGUCCAGCGAGGGACUGGAUGAGGUGGCCAGUUUUGCCGCUGCCCACGACGCCGAGGCCCAGGCCCCGACCGAGGAUUGGUGUGGACCCAAGCCAGCUGGAGAUGGCACAUAUACCCAGCAUGAUAUGUUCGAGUCGCUCCGAGCAGCCAGCAAUGCGAGCAGCUCGCGGGCAGCCACCGUGUCGGUGCUGUCGGCCAAGGGGAUCUCGUGCCAUUGGUUCACCGGCACGCCCAAUGCCGCCGAGUCUGUGUUCAAGCCGUUCGUUUUUGCCCCUAAGCCGAGGAUCUCACCGCUGACCCAAGUGCAGGGUGAUGCGGACUUGACGCUGCUCCAUAAGCUCCACUCGCAGCGCAAGCCGGCGGCUUUAGAGCACUUGCGCAGCCUGGAGCGGUCCUGUGUGGACGAGCUGAACAACUAUUUCUCUCUGCAGGAUCACGCCAGUGACGAGCUGGACGAACUGCUAAAGGACUGUGUCGAGGCGGAGGUCAAGUUCUAUCGCUAGACAAACGAAUACUUUCUAUAUGGAUACUCCAAAAACUAGCUUGCAAGCUCUAUUGAGCCUCGGAAUUUGACUUGAGCAUUCUUAUGGCAUUACCAAAUAGGAUAUAGUCGGCAAACCAUUUUCUUGUGCAAUCUCUUAUUAAUUUUAUUUUGUUUAAUUUUUAUGCUUUUGCGUGAUAUAUAAAUUAUUAUUUAUUCUAUCUCAGUGAGAAAUCUCUGACUUGAUUUUAAAGUAUUAUAAUGUGACAUUCCAGGCUUAGUUUAAAGAUUUACAUACUUGCAUUAAAAUAUAUAUGAAUACAUACAAAAAUAUACAUUAUAUAUGGCUCUCAAAUAAACGCAUAAAAUCUGC